Punctularia strigosozonata HHB-11173 SS5 is the source of this 2450-nucleotide messenger RNA. RefSeq lists its product as uncharacterized. The coding region runs from base 182 to 2392 and encodes 736 amino acids. The transcript has 7 exons. The record is from RefSeq and is a predicted model, not a curated record. Lineage: Eukaryota; Fungi; Basidiomycota; Agaricomycetes; Corticiales; Punctulariaceae.
CUCGUCAUUCCAUCCAUCCCCUUUUAUCGCGUCCCGCGUUACGGUGCUCGGGUUUGGGCUCUCGCUUCUUCUUCUAAUGCUUGGCUCCUGAGCUGGACUCUUCCUUACUGCUCGUCUUCUUUGAAGCAUCGCCAGAUUCGUUUUCUCAUAGGCACCUUGAAGGUACCGGCCCCUGGUGGGCAUGUUACGCUCCCGCCUUGCUCCGUUGACACUCGCUGUCCACGGGUUGGAGAAGCCAUCCGCCCAAGAAUUUGUCGAGCAUCCAGAUUUUCGGCAAAUCUGCGCGUUCUUCCUGGGAUGGGUCUUCUUUUGCAGCCUUCACUACAUUGCCGUUUCGCCUUUUCUGCGUAGUGUCAUCAGUCUCGUCACGCAACGACUAGCCAACAAGCACGCGAAAUUCGACCCGGAAGCGCGUCCUACUUCCCUCACGGAUGAGAAGGAGAAGAGCAUCAUCGCUUGGCGGCGGGACAGCGAGGCCAGCGAAUAUGUCGAACCAAAUCUUCUCUCGCUCAAGAGAGAUAAUCAUAUCUUGACUUUCACCUUAUCACUCUGUCUCGCCUUCGCAAGCGUGGCUCAAUUUGCUUCUCUAUUAGCUUUUAGCGGGAAGGGCGGCGCAAGUUGCGCCUUUGUAGUCGCCUGGGGUGGCGUGGCGAAUCAGUUGGCUCGACUUGUCGGACUUUUAACAGUCAUAUUGGAGCUCAGACAGCUUGGAAUUGCACGUUACGAGGAUAUAUUGUGUUGGACGUGGAUCUCCGUUGGGCUGGUUUUUGUCUUCGUCACAAAUGCAAUCAGCACUGGUGCCGUUCAGCAAGUUCCAUUCCUCCCGCACACAUUCUUAUGCUAUAGGAGGCAUUUCUUGCCAACGUCCAUUGUUUCCUCCCUCGUAUACCUUUCUCUUGAGAUAUACAUAACAAUUCGUUCCUUUUUACAUGUUUCCGAGCCCAAGGACCGGUCGUGGCAAGACCUUGCCGAUACACAAGUGUUGCGGGGCUUGAGCUUGAUGUUCCUAGAGCUUUUGACUAUCGGCCCUAGUGCGGCACCCACCACACUUGUGGGUGAUUUUGUCCCAUUUUCCAUUGGGGCCAUCGCAGUGCUCGUUGCGUUCAAUCAUCACCAUACCCGUGCGUCGGAGAUCCCGGUCAUCGUAUCACAACCCCAGUCAAAGGGCGUCGGCCGAAACUCCCGCCCAUCGACCUACUUGAAACCAUCUCCAUCGCAUUCCGUUCACUCCAUCAACUUGAAGAUCGGUCAACCUUAUUUUCCGCAUCAUCCGUUUGCGAACCCCGGCUUCAACGAUGACCAUGACGAUGAUCCUGCUCCCAUGAGCCCCAUGACUGCUCGCACUUCGCUGACCAUCGACUCUGCAAUGGAGAAAAGUGUCAAAAACGCCGUAAUCGGCAAGGCGUCACGCAUCUCCAAGAUUCCCGAUGUUCCAGCCAGGAUGCACCACGCUCCCGGGCGUUCUACUCUGGAGUUGAUCACUGUGCCACAACCUACGAGGAAAAGUUCAGCAGCGGAAUUGGGCGAUGGGCCAUGGAGACAUACACAAAGCCUGUUCAGUGGUUCGAGACUUCCACAGCAAGAUGGACAAGGGACAUCAAGCGCACGACCCACGCAUCGGCGCGAUCCAUCAAGAAAGAUCGUUCAAGAUCAGGUCCAGUUGGCCGAACACUUGGAACAACAGCUGGAAGAGCGUGUAUCCAGUACCCCUACGGGUCCCGUUCCUCCACCAGCAAGGCCUAGGAUUGAAACGCCGAGGGUAGAAACUACGUUCACGUCGCUAUCCGAAUCUCAACCCCUGAGCCCCCACUCAACGACUACUAUGAACUCGGCUAUUUAUGGCUCGGAUAUUGUUCGUUUCACCUCAAAGGUCGACAAGACAAAGCGUCCAUCCAGGUCUCUGCGACGACUUGUAUCUCGAUCGUCAAUGACGCCGUCCUCGUCGGAGGGCUCCUCAACCACGGUGUCACCGACGAACCGUCGACCGGUAUCGUUGGUAUCUACGGCAGCCUCUCACAUCAAGGAGAGCCUACCGGCUGUAGUAGAGGGUGAACAGCAACCGCCUGCUGGGCGGAGCAGAGCGCCCACGUUCGGUGAAGCCGCGUUCAGACGUGCUGGAUAUGGUUCAUCUUUGGCUGCGAUUAUGGGCAAUGACUCUGGGCCUAUGCCGCCAAGUAGACAAUUGUUGCGCCCUCCAAGUCGGCUUAUCCGUGGACCUCGCUUGCCUCCGCCUGUCGCAGGAGGCAGGGACAAUCUAUCGAGAACAGUCGCCUCGGACUCCCGCUCGCCACUCACUCGGAUACCGAUACUAGCUUCAUUUGAGCCAGAAUCAUCCGUAGUAUCGCCGCCGCUCUCUGGCUCGACUUCGACACCCUCUACGCAGCCAGUUUAGCGCGGGCGAUUCGGAUGCGUCCUCGUCCACCGUGCGCCCAUAAGAUGAUAGCGGAAAU